GGUUACUGUUUGUCUCGAGAAGAAGAAGCACGCCCAUUUUGCUCGCACUGCCUAUGUCGAACUGUGCUGGCAAUUUCAGACAGACUAAGGAGGACAAAGAAACGCAAUGGACGGUGAUGUUGCAGUUGGUGUGAAGAGAGGCUCAGAUGAGCUCAGCAUGUACAGUAGCAGCCCCAGCUCAAUGGCAGCAAACGGUAGUGACAGUAAGAAGCAGCGCCUGGAUGAGUCCCCUCCCUCCAGAGUGCUUCACAUUCGAAAACUUCCCAAUGAAGUAACAGAGACGGAGGUCAUCGCUCUGGGCCUGCCUUUUGGAAAGGUUACCAACAUACUGAUGUUGAAGGGGAAAAACCAGGCAUUUCUAGAGUUAGGUACAGAGGAAGCAGCCAUCACUAUGGUGAACUACUACACAGCUGUAACACCACAGGUUAGAAAUACUCCUGUCUUCAUCCAGUAUUCUAACCAUAAAGAACUGAAAACAGAUUCAGCUCUAAACCAGAGAGCCCAGGCCGUUCUCCAGGCAGUGUCAGCAGUCCAGGAUGGGAGCUCUCCAUCCUCUGACCAGGGCGUAUUGGAGCUGGCCCCUCCCCCUAGCCCUGUACUCCGAAUUAUUAUUGACAACAUGUUUUAUCCUGUAACACUGGAUGUUUUACAACAGAUUUUCAGCAAGUUUGGCACGGUGAUGAAGAUUAUAACUUUCACUAAAAACAACCAGUUUCAGGCUCUUCUGCAGUUCAGUGACCCUGUCAAUGCCCAACAGGCUAAACUGUCAUUGGACGGGCAGAAUAUCUAUAAUUCCUGCUGCACACUGCGGAUAGACUUUAGUAAACUGGUCAACCUUAACGUUAAAUACAACAAUGAUAAAAGUCGGGAUUACACCAGACCUGACCUUCCAACAGGAGAUGGAGAAUCCACCAACAAGGAUCAUUCCUUAUUGGGUACCCCAUCUGGAGCUCUAGCCUCCUACUCCAGUGGAGGAGGUUACUCAUCAUCUCUCUCCCUCUCACAGGGCGGAGGGGCCAUCAGUCCUCUCAGUGCUGCGGCGGCGGCAGCAGCAGCUGCAGGUCGCGUUGCCCUCUCUGGAUCCGGAGUGUCAGGAGUCCUGUUGGCAUCCAACUUAAAUGAAGAGAUGGUCACGCCUCAAAGUCUCUUUACCCUCUUCGGAGUCUAUGGUGAUGUCCAGAGGGUGAAGAUCCUCUACAACAAAAAGGACAGUGCUCUGAUUCAGCUCUCUGAUGGCAACCAGGCUCAGCUCGCAAUGAGCCACCUGAAUGGCCAGAAGGUGUUUGGCAAAGUGAUGAGAGUGACUCUGUCUAAACACCAAACAGUAGCUUUGCCCAGAGAAGGACUGGAUGAUCAAUUACUGACCAAAGAUUUUUCUGGCUCUCCCCUGCAUCGCUUUAAGAAACCAGGGUCUAAAAACUUCCAGAACAUCUUUCCUCCGUCCGCAACACUUCACCUCUCCAACAUCAGGGAUGGAAUUGGAGAGGAAGAUCUUCGCCGUCUGUUUUCCAACAGUGGGGGAACCGUCAAGGCCUUUAAAUUUUUUCAGGACCGUAAGAUGGCCUUGAUCCAGAUGUCAUCUGUGGAGGAGGCGAUUCAGGUUCUGAUUGACCUUCACAACUAUGACAUGGGAGGAAAUCACCAUCUUAAAGUUUCCUUCUCCAAGUCCACCAUCUAACGGGCACACCAAACGUCUAACCUAGAAGACCUUUGACUAGCAAAGAGGCCACUACCAUUUGUCGUUUUUCUAUUUUUUAUUUUCUAUGAAUAGUUUUUGUUUUGUUGAGGUAUUGUAAAAAAGCAAAUUCCAUUAACAGUGUUUUUGUUUUUCUCUUUAAAGCAUUGUAAACAGUCCUGUGCUCAGUUUCUGUUGCUUUGACAUUUUACCUACGUUUUGAAGAGUAACAGAACACCAGCUGAAUGUUGUUUCCCUUUAGUUCGUAAAGGUCUAAAUCCACGUCACUGUUGACUUUUAUUAACAGGUGACCAGAUGUACUUUGAGUGAAAACUAGUGAUUUUUAAGCCAAUUCGUGCAAAGUGCUGUUUUGAUCUUGCGUUGCUUCACACAGGUAAACUGUGGCUGUUCAUUUUAUGGCUCUCUUUGGAUUUUUGGUUGAUUCCAUUUCCUUCCAGGUAAAUCUGAAUGAUAACUUUAUUUUUUUCCACCACCUUGUCUGAUCAGUGAAUCUCUACCAUACUUUAUAAAAAAUAAUAAAUCUGCCAUCCUUGGCAUGUAGAUGUUUUCGGUGGAGCCCUCUGUAAAUACUGGGGUGUGCAAAGGUUUGGGUCUGUCUUAGAAAAAUCAGUGAAGAAUUCAAUCUAGGAUGGGAUUAAAGCCCUGCCUGCAAACACACCACCAUUAUUUAAAGAAAACAAUUAGGUCUUUUUAUCAUUAGAAAAUUUACAUCUCAAACAGGGAAUUAAGACUUUAAAUGUAACAUUUGAACCCAAACUUUUGCAUGUUCUUAUAUCAAAGAAUGCUGCCACAUUCUUGGAUACACACGAUGUUUAACUUCAGAUUAAAAAAAAUCUCAUCUUUUGCCAUCUUCUCCACAAUUCCCCAGAAAGACAUUUUAACUCCAUUUUUAGAGGUUGCAUAACACAUUUUUAUUCCAUAUGUGACAUUAUUUGCAGGUCUUCAUUAUAUGAAAAUACUUUCUAUUGUCUCAGUUGCAGCCACAUACCUUAAUUUUCCACAAAUUUUCACAGCUUGUUUCUCAUCCAACACCUUUGGUUAAUGCACUUCUCACUCAAUAAGACCACAGAUUACUAAUUUGAACUGAUGACAGAUUUUUAAGUAACUCCAUCGAAGAUUUUGUCUAAAGCAGAUGAUCACAGCAGUGUGUACCUGGCUUUGGUUCAUGGCCUUCAUCUGAGCUAACACCAUUCGCUGACGAUAGUUUGGUGUUUUCUGAAUCAUCCUUUCACUGCUGGAUGUUGAAUGUAUUGACGUUGCCACGCUGUAAUCAUCAAUGGGGAUCCACAUGCAGAGACGAAGCCUUUUAGUUCAAUCUACAUCUCCUUUGUUUGAAAUGCAGCUGGAUGCAUGCUAAUGCUGUGUUUAAAAUAGGGUUCCUACAUGUGAUUCUGCUUUUGGUCUCUGGUUUUGGGAGAUCUGUUGGGACCACAUGUGCCUUUAGUUUGUAAUCUGGUGAUGCUUUGGUGUAUAAACAGAUCUUUUAUUGGUUAUGUUGGCUGUAUUUAUAGUUUAAACCUUUGAAAAUCAUUUUUGAACGUUUGUGAAAUAAAAGCCCCAUCUAAGUGUGGCUCUAACCCUCUAGUAAAGCGGCGUUCACAUAAUGCUAAAGAGGGUCCAGCUCACUUAUCAGGAUUCUUUGUUCCGAUUGUUGAUUUAAAACAUCCUAACAUUAUAAAACAGAUGAGCUCUAGUGAGAUAAAGAUAUCUCUAAAGUAGGUUUUUAUUUUCCUGUCAUUUUACAUUCUCAUAGCUGAAAUUAUUUUUGAAGGUGUAUUGUAAAUUUUCUACUUGAUUUGUUUGUUUUGUGAGAAAAAAAAAAGCAGACUAGCACAAAUUAAACUUGUCUUUUCUACCAACAAGCGCAAGUAAAAGUGUUUUUGUGUAUGAACUCAAAGCCUUUGGUCUCAUCUGUAUCUUACCUAUAAUAAACUUGUCUGUU
This is a messenger RNA of Cyprinodon variegatus (sheepshead minnow), 3638 nucleotides long. It is a transcript of the gene ptbp2b, whose product is annotated as polypyrimidine tract-binding protein 2-like. Lineage: Eukaryota; Metazoa; Chordata; Actinopteri; Cyprinodontiformes; Cyprinodontidae. Gene Ontology annotation, cellular component: nucleus. The coding region runs from base 107 to 1678 and encodes 523 amino acids. The record is from RefSeq and is a predicted model, not a curated record. Gene Ontology annotation, biological process: mRNA processing; regulation of RNA splicing. Gene Ontology annotation, molecular function: mRNA binding. The transcript has 17 exons.